Terrapene triunguis (Three-toed box turtle) is the source of this 1194-nucleotide messenger RNA. Its product is annotated as zinc finger MYM-type protein 1-like. Bases 1 to 1194 code for a protein of 397 amino acids. The record is from RefSeq and is a predicted model, not a curated record. The transcript is spliced from 4 exons. NCBI's taxonomy places the organism in Eukaryota, Metazoa, Chordata, Testudines, Emydidae.
AUGACAGAAUCAAAUACUGCCAUCAUGACUGAAAAACAGAACUCCGAAGGCACAUGUGAUAUGAAACAUCUCUAUAUAAAAGACAACUUUAAAUUGUCUGGUGAAGUGAAAAAUUAUAAGCUGAUCUUACCACCAUGUUCAGAUGGAGGGCGUCCUACUAACGUAGAUCGAAAUAAUGCGAGGAAAUCAGAAACUGUAAUUGAUCAUCCUACUCCUCGUGGUAAAAUAGACAUUGUUCUAGAAGGUGUGGAUGUGUCAGAGACUGAACCUGCCCAUGCUGUAAAUAAUAGGAGAAAAGAUCCUGAUGUAUUUAGUGACUGGUGGAAUACUGUUUUAAUUGAACAACAUGAAAAUAGCACUACUCACAGAGAUUCAAUGUUGACAUAUUUAAAUCAAAGACAGGGCUUUGGAUUGACACAAAAAUUGGAAGAUCAAAUUAAAGGGGAGCGUGAAUACUGGCAACAUGUCUUGCAGCGUGUUAUAUCUGUUAUUCAAACAUUAGCUGAACGUGGUCUGCCUUUCCGGGGAUCAAAUGACACAUUUGGAUCAUUGCAGAAUGGAAAUUUCUUGGGAUUGUUGGAGCUUGUGGCUCAGUUUGACCCAUUUUUAGCAGGCCAUAUCUCAAAAUAUGGGAAUACUGGCAAAGGUAACCCAUCAUACUUAUCCAAGACAAUAUGUGAUGAACUCAUUGGUCUAAUGAGUGACAAAGUUCGUUCAGCUAUUGUGGAUGAAAUAAGUACUGCUGGGUACUUCAGUUUAUCUGUUGACUCUACACCUGAUCUUUCACAUAUUGAUCAAUUGAGUAUUGUACUAAGAUAUGUCUCCCCCACAGAUGGAAAACCAGUUGAACGAUUUAUAACAUUCCUCAAUUUGAAAAGCCACACUGGUGAAGAAAUGGCAAAUCAAGUACUGCAUUUUCUGUGCCAAGUUUGCAAAAUAGAUUUCUCAAAGUGCAGAGGUCAAUCUUAUGACAACGCUGCCAACAUGUCAGGGCGUUAUCAAGGAAUGCAGAAGAAGCUUUUAGAACAGAACAAAUAUGCCAUAUUCAUACCAUGUGCUGCACACUCUCUCAAUCUUGUUGGCCGCAGUGCUGUUGAUUGUUGUCCGGUGGCAGUAAGGUUUUUCUCAACAGUCCAGUUGCUUUAUACAUUUUUCUCUGAGUUGCAGGCCUUCUUUGCUUCUGAUAUGUGCUAA